AUGACAAGAAAGGAACUGAGAAGCGAUGGAGAAAAGGAAGAAUCAUUUGGUAGCCUUACUUUCCUUAUCCACACUUCUCCUCUCUCUGCAGCUUAAUCACAACGUGGCCAGGGCUGCGCCCUACAAGCCCCCCCCGGGCCCCGGCCCUGGCCGCACCACAACCGUGACGCGCCACUUCGUGCUCGUGCAUGGCGCAUGCCUCGGUGCCUGGUCUUGGUACAAGCUGGUCCCUCUUCUAAAGUCUUCUGGUCACAACGUCACCGCCGUGGACCUCGCGGCCUCCGGCAUCGACCCGGCGCAGGCCGACGACUUGCGGUUCAUGUCCGCCUACUUCCGGCCUCUGAUGGACUUCAUGGCGGCUCUCCCGCCCCGGCAGCGGGUCAUUCUGGUCAGCCACAGCUUCGGCGGACUAGCCAUCUCCAAGGCCAUGGAGAGGUUCCCGGAGAAGAUUGCUGCGGCUGUGUUUGUCACUGCCUUGAUGCCUGGUCCUUCCCUCAACAUUUCUGCCCUCUACCAAGAGGGAUCAAGGAGUAAAGAAUCCCUACUGGACAGCUAUUAUAUAUAUGGGAAUGGGCCUAACAACCCUCCAACUAUAUUCGUUUUGGGGCCUUUACAAUUGGCAGAAGAUAUGUUCCAAAUGAGCCCAAUCGAGGAUUUGACAUUAGCAUCUAUGUUGGUGAGACCAUUUCGCGUAUUCACGCAAGAAGAACAAUCAAGGGAGUUGGUCUUAUCAACUGAGAACUAUGGUUCCGUUCGUCGAGUUUACAUCAUCUCUAAUGAAGACAAUAAUGAAAAGCCCAAUUUUCAGCGAUGGAUGGUCAUGAAAAAUCCACCCGAUGAAGUGAAAAUUAUCGCUGAUUCUGAUCAUAUGGUCAUGAUAUCCCAGCCAAUUGAGCUUUAUGUUCAUCUUCAAAAUAUUGCCAAAAAAUAUUCUUAAUUUUCCUUAUUUGUUUUGAGUGUAUUUAGCAAGAAUAUAGCACUCUAAAAUUAUAUUUAAUAUGGUUCAAAUAGGUCGACGAAACAAUCUAAAUUCAAAGCUCGAAACAUAUGUUUCGAAAAACAGCCUAAAUUUCAGUAUUGUGAUGUCAUUGUGGGAUUCUUUGUGUGGUUUUUUCUUUUGUAUAAUUGUAAUCAAUUAGUAAGGGUGUACUACACUUGAAUUUCUCAUAAUAAA
Messenger RNA from Malania oleifera, 1174 nucleotides. RefSeq names its product methyl jasmonate esterase 1-like. The transcript has 3 exons. Gene Ontology annotation, biological process: jasmonic acid metabolic process; salicylic acid metabolic process. The coding region runs from base 26 to 937 and encodes 303 amino acids. Gene Ontology annotation, molecular function: methyl salicylate esterase activity; methyl indole-3-acetate esterase activity; methyl jasmonate esterase activity. The record is from RefSeq and is a predicted model, not a curated record. Lineage: Eukaryota; Viridiplantae; Streptophyta; Magnoliopsida; Santalales; Ximeniaceae.